This is a messenger RNA of Elgaria multicarinata webbii, 5294 nucleotides long. It is a transcript of the gene EHBP1, whose product is annotated as EH domain binding protein 1. NCBI's taxonomy places the organism in Eukaryota, Metazoa, Chordata, Lepidosauria, Squamata, Anguidae. Gene Ontology annotation, biological process: actin cytoskeleton organization. The record is from RefSeq and is a predicted model, not a curated record. Gene Ontology annotation, cellular component: microtubule organizing center; filamentous actin. The transcript is spliced from 25 exons. Bases 570 to 4313 code for a protein of 1247 amino acids. Gene Ontology annotation, molecular function: protein binding.
UCCUUUGGAUGAUCCCUCCUGCUGCCGCCGCCGCCGCCGCCGCCGCUUUCGCCUUCAUGGCUCCAGGCUUGGGGACAGGAUCCUCCUGCUUGGGUUGAGGCACGUUGACCCAUCGCAAUGUGGCUCUGGGCGUAAGUGGAGCGGAUCAGCUGCUCUCGCUGCUGCUGUAAUGGGCAGCUCCAGCACUGGGCGGUGUGUGUGACAGCAGCAGACCCAGCCUUGCCAGGAUUAAACGCGUGUGGAACAGGAGGAAGUCUGAACUUCAUCUGAGCCCAUGAGGAGGAAUGACUACUCCCUAAAGGAACUUCCUUGCAGUUGCUUUGUCUCAUUGUCAUGGCUUAUGGUGCACCCAGUCAAUAAUGUGCCAUACAUUUAAAAUGGGAUUUUCUCUGGGAAAGGAAUAUCCAGAACAUGCAUCCUGAACAUCCUUCCAACCUCUUCCUCGUCCGUUGUUUCCGUUAGACUUGCGUAUAGAUCAUUUAGCACAACCAAAACUAUUACACCUGUCUCGCUCAACCUGAAACUUCCUACUCCAGUUGAGCUUUCAGGUGCGUCAACUCUGCGUCGCCAUGGCUUCCGUAUGGAAAAGAUUGCAACGUGUUGGGAAACACGCAUCCAAGUUCCAGUUUGUGGCCUCUUACCAGGAACUGAUGGUUGAAUGCACCAAGAAAUGGCAACCAGAUAAACUGGUGGUGGUUUGGACAAGAAGAAGUCGAAGGAAAUCAUCCAAGGCUCAUAGCUGGCAGCCGGGAAUAAAAAAUCCAUACCGUGGUGUUGUUGUGUGGCCUGUUCCUGAAAACAUUGAAAUCACUGUGACACUUUUUAAGGAUCCACAUGCAGAGGAAUUUGAAGACAAAGAGUGGACAUUCGUCAUAGAAAAUGAAUCUCCUUCUGGACGCAGGAAAGCUCUUGCCACCAGCAAUAUUAACAUGAAGCAAUAUGCGAGUCCUAUGCCUACACAGACUGAUGUUAAGCUAAAAUUCAAGCCUUUGUCUAAGAAAGUUAUAUCUGCCACCCUGCAGUUCUCUUUGUCAUGUAUUUUCCUGAGGGAAGGAAAAGCAACAGACGAAGACAUGCAAAGCCUAGCAAGUCUGAUGAGUAUGAAGCAAGCGGAUAUUGGAAAUUUAGAUGAUUUUGAGGAAGACAAUGAAGAUGAUGAAGAAAACAGAGUGAACCAAGAGGAAAAGGCUGCAAAAAUUACAGAAAUUGUAAACCAGUUGAAUGCUCUGAGCAGCUUAGAUGAAGAUCAAGAUGACUGCAUAAAGCACGCAAAUAUGCUUUCGGCUAAAUCAGCCAGUUCCUCUGAAGAGCUUAUCAACAAGCUAAAUUUCCUGGAUGAAGAGGACCAGGACUUGGCCAAUUCCAGCUCAAAUCCAUUUGUAGAUCCUGAUACAACAGAACUAAACCCUUUCAGACACCCUGAUAUAGAAGAACCAGAUAUUAAGGUGACUUCAUCUUCAAAAGGAGAAGAACCCUACUAUGAUGACGAUGAUGAAUACAACCCCUUUAAAGAAGAGGAGGCUGCAGAGUAUGUGAACCCUUUUGAUGAGACAGACCCUGAACCAGAGAUGCUAGCAUCCAUACAAGAUGUUCCUCCUCAACCUGCAAAAAGAAAAAAUAUUCGGCCUGUGGACAUGAGCAAAUACCUCUAUGCUGACACAUCAAAAACAGAUGAAGAAGAGUUAGAUGAAUCAAACCCAUUUUAUGAACCAAAAUCAAGCUCUGCUUUAAAUAGUCAAGUUACGUCGCUGCAAGAAACAGAAAGGAAGAUGAAAAGAAAAGCUCCUGCACCACCAGUCCUCUCCCCAAAGACAGAAAGAGGAACAAGUGAGAACAUGUCAGCUCUUCAUGCAGUGAAAGAACUUUCCUCUUCUCCGAAGCCAAGCCCAAUACCAAGUCCGGUUUUGGGGAGGAAGCCAAAUGCUAGUCAGUCACUGCUUGCUUGGUGCAAAGAAGUUACGAAAAACUACAGGGGAGUGAAAAUCACCAAUUUCACUACAUCUUGGCGAAAUGGAUUGUCCUUUUGUGCAAUAUUACACCACUUUAGGCCUGACCUUAUUGACUACAAGUCCCUGAAUCCUCAAGAUAUUAAAGAGAACAACAAAAAGGCCUAUGAUGGAUUCGCCAGUUUAGGAAUAUCCCGGCUACUAGAACCUUCUGACAUGGUUUUGUUAGCAAUUCCUGACAAAUUGACAGUUAUGACGUAUCUUUAUCAGAUACGGGCACAUUUCAGUGGGCAAGAGCUAAAUGUGGUUCAGAUCGAGGCGAACAGUAGCAAAAGUACAUAUAAAGUGGGCAACUAUGAAACAGACCCAAACAGUUCUGUCGAUCAGGAAAAGUUCUACGCAGAACUAACGGACUUGAAACGGGAACCGGAACUGCAACAGGCCGAAGGGAGUUUGGCUGACUUUGUUUUUCAGGAUGACUCUGUAUUUAUAAAUGACAGUGGAGUUGGGGAUUCAGCAAGUGAGCGUCAGAUACCACAUCACCAUCAGGCACCAGAUGACUAUGUAAACCUAAGUGUGACGUCCCCUUCUUCUCGCAGGACUAAAAGUGAUGCAGAUCAACAGAAAAAUGAACAGAGCUUAGGAAGGACUUCUGGAUUUGAGGAAACUGGGAAAAGCUGUACGGCACAAGCACAGCCUGUGUUGGGAAGGAAGAAACUAUUAAAAGCAGACACUUUAGAUCUGAGUGAUUUGGUCAGUGAUCCAAAAAGGGAUGCAUCGCCAAUGACUUUAUGUGAGGACACAGGCAAGAACGAACCGUGGAAUUCUGACCUUACCAUUAGUUUUUCAGAGCCAGAGAAACAUGGACAUCCAGACCUCAGAGAGAGUAGGAAAUUGGAUUCUGAAUCAUAUGUUGAAAAAACAAACUUAGUAGUGGGAGAUAAAUCUGGAUACUCCCAUAAUAGGGAUUCAGAUGUUGAUAAGAAAUCCCAUGCCUCUCAGAGGCAAAUGGAGUCGACUGAUUCAGAAUUUGAGGUGAAAACAAUUAUAAAUCUAACAGAUCUGCCUGCAAAAACUGCACAGCAACGUAUGUUAUCAAGGCAGGAAGAACUAAAAGAACGGGCAAGAGUUCUGCUUGAACAAGCAAGGAGAGAUGCAGCUUUAAAGGCAGGAAAUAGGCCGCUCUCCAGUUCAACUACUCCAGGCCGAUCGAAGCAGCUGAAUGAUCAGCAAGAUGAAGAGCGGCGUCGGCAGCUGAGAGAGAGAGCUCGUCAGCUAAUAGCAGAAGCUCGAUCUGGAGUGAAGAUGUCAGAACUUCCUAGCUACAGUGAAAUGGCUGCAGAAAAGUUGAAAGAAAGGUCAAAGGCAUCUGGAGAUGAGGAUCGAAAUGUUCAUAUUGAGAUAGUUACUAAUGAGGAGAUUCCUGAAUGCACUGUUACUGGUGGUGAAGAUCAACAUACUAACCUAGAAAGUGACCUUGAUUCUGAUGCUGAACAGAACAGCAAGUUGAUGGAUUUGAAGCUGAAGAAGCUCCUAGAAGCUCAGCCACAGGUGGCAAAUUCACUUUCCAGUGCUGCUCAGAAGGCAGUUAUUGAUAGCACAGAGCAAGAGUUUAAGAAUGAGACAGAAGAGCCUCGUGCUGAGCGAUUACAAAAAGCAACAGAACGUUUUAGAAAUCCUGUUGUGUUCAGCAAGGACUCCACAGUCAGAAAAACUCAGCUUCAGUCUUUCAGUCAAUAUGUUGAAAACAGACCAGAGAUGAAAAGGCAGAGAUCAAUGCAAGAAGAUACAAAGAGAGGAAAUGAGGAGAAGGCAGCGAUAACUGAAACUCAGAGGAAGCCAUCAGAAGAUGAAGUGCUUAAUAAAGGGUUCAAAGACACCAGUCAGUAUGUUGUAGGAGAAUUGGCAGCACUAGAGAAUGAGCAAAAGCAAAUUGACACCCGUGCCGCGCUGGUGGAGAAGCGCCUUCGCUAUCUCAUGGACACAGGAAGAAACACUGAAGAAGAAGAAGCUAUGAUGCAAGAAUGGUUCAUGCUGGUCAACAAGAAAAAUGCCUUAAUAAGAAGAAUGAAUCAACUCUCCCUGCUGGAAAAAGAACAUGACCUAGAAAGGCGGUACGAACUGCUGAACAGGGAACUAAGGGCAAUGCUAGCCAUUGAAGACUGGCAAAAGACCGAAGCCCAGAAGAGGCGAGAGCAGCUUUUGCUGGAUGAACUUGUUAUUCUUGUUAAUAAACGUGAUGCACUGGUCAGAGAUUUAGAUGCCCAAGAAAAACAGGCUGAAGAAGAAGAUGAACAUUUGGAAAGGACUCUUGAGCAAAACAAAGGAAAAAUGGCCAAGAAAGAAGAAAAAUGUAUUCUUCAGUGAUUGGUUUUCAUGGGCCAGUAUACUGUCUCAUUUUAAAGCCUAACCCUUGUUACAUUUCGAAAAUACUGACACCAAGACUAGAAAAACAAAACCCCAAAUAAUAAUACAUUUAGGAAAAUGUCAAAACCUUUUAUUUGGCUAGACCAGCUUUACCAUGAAUUGUUUUCUAAUUUCUUGUUUCCAUUCAAGCAAUAUUACUUCAAAACUAGCUUUUCACUGGGAUUUAGACAAAAUUAUUUUAAAUAAAUUUGCACCCAAAUGUAGUAGCAACACCCAGAUUGUUUAAAAGAGGUGGGUGGGGUACCCCUGGCAUAAUGUUUUUUAGUUGAAAGAAGUUGCGAAUACAUUAUUUUAUGUUGUAGCACUACAGAGAGAGGGAGAAGGGGGGAAAUAAUUCUGAAUUAUUUCAUCUAGUCUUGCCAUGUGUAAUAUUUAAUAUGCUUCCUAAAAUUUUAUAGCUAGUUCAUUACUCAAACCAUUUAUUACAAUGUGCUAUAUUUACCAGUGUUUAUUUCAGCAGCAGUUUUACACUUUUAUUGUAAGUAUAAUUAUAAAAUUUAAGGCUUUCUGAUGUGUACAGAGAGCAGUUCUUUUUAAUCUAUACCUUUGCAAAAGCCUUGUGAGCUGAAGAAGUGAUUGUAAUGAUAAGGCUAACUGAAGUGUGAUCAGUUUACAAAAAAAAAUCCUUCUUUAGAGGCGAUCCCAUUUUUAUUAAUUAUUUAUUUACCUCUUACUAUCAUUCCCUUCUCUUCAUCUCGCUGGACUUCUGCAUUCUGGCUCCACAGUGCUGUUAAUAUUUAUUCUGUAUCCAUCAGAGGUCUAUCUUGCCAUUGUUUGCAAAAUCCCCUUGCAAGUUAAUAUAUCCUUCUCUAUCAUCAUCCUGCUCAUUUUUGUGGAAACGGUUACAUUUAUUUAUUACAAUACUGAGUUAUGUAUAAAUUUUCAAUAAAGCUGGAUCUUUCUUACCUUAACUGUGCUAGU